This is a messenger RNA of Boleophthalmus pectinirostris (great blue-spotted mudskipper), 2271 nucleotides long. RefSeq names its product cell division cycle associated 7a (gene cdca7a). The transcript is spliced from 10 exons. NCBI's taxonomy places the organism in Eukaryota, Metazoa, Chordata, Actinopteri, Gobiiformes, Gobiidae. Gene Ontology annotation, cellular component: nucleus. The record is from RefSeq and is a predicted model, not a curated record. The coding region runs from base 75 to 1259 and encodes 394 amino acids. Gene Ontology annotation, biological process: regulation of DNA-templated transcription.
GCUUUGUUCACUUCACUGUGCCCCUCCGCGCGCGCUGACUUGGACACUUUUUGGCUCCACUGUGGGAAGAGAAAAUGCCUACUACUCGCUCCAUGAGAGUAGCCGCACAGUCGGCGUCCUCCAGAAGUCUGAGGAACUUUCGCAGCGUCCCUCUGGUUCCUAUGGAAACCUCCUCAUCAGAUGACAGCUGUGACAGCUUUGGCUCUGAUGGAGGCUUUGCAAACACUCAGCGCAGAAGUCUGCGGCAGAAAAGGCCAGCAGAGAAGCUCAAGCCAGUGGCGAAUGCAUCAGAUGAGGACACCUGCAGUGGGUUUGAGGCCCAUGUGAUAAGCAGCCGGAUGAAGGCCAUGAAAGUGGAUUCUCCGAAACGUGCGCGCCAAUCCAGUGGACUGAAGGUGGCCUUGAGUUUCCCGUCCAGAAAAACCACGGCCAAAAAGAGGCCCGUCUCUGAACCACUGCCUCAGCCCAAAGCUGCUGACUCUGAUGAGGAGGACGACUUCAUCAAAAAGAGGGCGCUGAAUAUUAAAGAGAACAAAGCUAUGCUUGCAAAACUUAUGUCCGAAUUGAACAAAGUUCCUGGGCUUUUCCCUGGGAGAAUGGCAAAGUCCUCUAUCACACCAAGGAAAAGUCCUCAGAAAGUUAGAACGCCAAGAGCACUUCGGAAGAACCCAGAGCGUUUGACCCGUCCACACACUCGCUCCCGCUCUCUGGUGGAUGGGCCUCCCAGCCCCACCCCUGAGGAGGAAGACCCCGAGGACAAGUUCAGCCUGGUGCGCAAGAGCCGCUACUAUGAGGAAGUGGAUGAGCCUCCUCGUCGGCGCACCUACAGUGGCAUGAAGGCCAUUCCUCAUGUGGUGAGGCCGGUGGAAGAGAUCACAGAGCUCGAGCUGGAUCGCAUCUGCAAUAAUGUUCGGGAGAAAGUCUACAACCAGUCCACAGGCUCAACCUGUCAUCAGUGUAGACAGAAGACCAUUGACACCAAAACCUGCUGCCGCAACCCUGAAUGUGUUGGGGUGAGAGGGCAGUUUUGUGGACCAUGUCUCCGUAACCGUUACGGAGAGGAAGUGAGAGACGCUCUAUUGAAUCCGGAGUGGCAGUGCCCGCCAUGCAGAGGGAUCUGUAACUGCAGCUUCUGCCGGGCAAGAGAGGGCCGCUGUGCCACUGGAGUCCUGGUUUAUCUGGCUAAAUAUCACGGCUAUGACAAUGUGCAUGCCUACCUCAAAAGUUUGAAGAAGGAGCUGGAGGAGAGCGGCGAGUGAAGAGCACAUCAAAGCUGUUUGCUGUUGCACCUUCACCACAUUUAGAUUUACACUUGAACGUACUGACAUUGUUAAAAGGCAUUACUGUCCAUAGGCAUGUAUGCAAAAUCAAAUGAACCACAUUUUUUUUACCAGUUUGAUAGACCGAGCUUUUAAAAAUUGUUAAAAAAUUUGAUCUCUUAUUUUUCCUGGAUUCCACAUGACUGGUAAUUCUACAUAGUUUGUAUUUUUAAAGUUCUCUGGUGUUCUACUCAGACCACAGAAGGCUUGUCUGAACUCGCUUUAACCUUUUUGUACAUAUUUCCUAACACGUUAUCCUUGCCCCAUUCAGGAGAAGUAUUUUCUUUUUAGACUUGUUCAAAAGUGUUACAUUGUUUUAAAUGUAAUUUGUUUUGUACAGACCCUUUUUAUAUGAACUAAGCUGUAACAUUUCACUUGGUGCCUUUUUUUAUACAGUCUGUUGUCAGAUGUUAUGUGGUCUGCUGAAAUGGCUGAAUAGUCCUGGUGCUAUCACAUUGUACAGGUUUAAAAAAGGCACUGUUCCCAUUUUGUACCAAGAGGAAUAGUGUGAUAUAGUGGAGCGGCUGCUUAAAUCCCCUUCAUUAGAUAACCAUCGCUAAUGGAGUGGAAACAAUUAGCACACUCUAAUGGGGAGCUCAUACCUGUAAAUCACUGGAUCCUGUUAAAAGCACAUUGCUGCUCUGCUCCAGUCUCUCUGCCUCAUUUCUGCCCUGUACUGUUAAAUAGGACUGGCUCAAGUGGCAGCAGGAGUUAUGAGCUUCGUUUUCCCCUCACAAGUGUGAAACUCCACUGGAAAUGACCUGACAUUAUACUUGAGCCCUUCAAAUGUACUUGAUGUGACCUGCCCAAAGAUGAACGGUUCUAUUAUCUUGUUUUGUAUGGAAGUUGAGCUGCAUUUUUUUUUCUGUCUGAGAUUAACUGUAAUGUGUAAUUGUUUCUGUUCAUAUUUGAGUUGUUUUAACUCAUUUUCAUUAAAGUCUUAAAUGCAGAA